Molecule: messenger RNA, 345 nt
Organism: Rangifer tarandus platyrhynchus (Svalbard reindeer)
Lineage: Eukaryota; Metazoa; Chordata; Mammalia; Artiodactyla; Cervidae
Source: the annotation of a GenBank genome assembly
AUGAAUCUUGCUUCAUCUAAACCCUUGGAUUAUUUUAAAGCAGACCCCAGAUAUAUCAUAUGUUUCCCUGGUGGCUCAGAUAGUAAAGAAUCUGCUUGCAACGCAGGAGUCUCGGGUUCAAUCCCUGGGUCGGGAAGAUCCCCUGGAGAAGGGAAUGGCUACCCACUCCAGUAUUCUUGCCUGGAGAAUUCCAUGGACAGAGGAACCUGGAGGGCUACAGGCCAUGGGAUAGAAAAGAAUCAGACACUACUGAGUGACUUCACUUUCACUUUCCAGAUAUAUCACUUUGUGACUGAGCGUGCAAACACACACAUACACACACACCGAUGGAAGAUAUUUGUUUAG